This is a messenger RNA of Columba livia (rock pigeon), 5252 nucleotides long. RefSeq names its product ankyrin repeat and BTB domain containing 2 (gene ABTB2). Bases 231 to 3284 code for a protein of 1017 amino acids. Gene Ontology annotation, molecular function: protein heterodimerization activity. Lineage: Eukaryota; Metazoa; Chordata; Aves; Columbiformes; Columbidae. The transcript has 17 exons. The record is from RefSeq and is a predicted model, not a curated record.
GCCGCCGCCCGUCCCUCCCGAGGCAGAAGAUGGCCGAGCGCAGCCGCCCCGCGGGAUGGAGGUAGCCGCUCCUCGGCGGAGCCGGCGUGCGGGGAGCGCUCCUUCCCGCUGGGCUGCGGAACCUCCCGCGCCGCGGGCGGGGCAGGCGGCGGCCGCUCGGUAGGCGCAGGAUCCGCGCCAGCCUCACCUUUCGUGCUCUGUUCCGCGCUUGGCUUCGCCCGUCUUUUCCUAUGGCUGGGAUAUACAGCUCUACUCUGAAGACCCUGGAGGAUUUAACUUUGGACUCUGGUUAUGGGGCAGGGGAUUCCUGCAGGUCCCUCAGUCUCUCUUCGUCCAAGUCCAACUCCCAAGCCUUCACCUCUUCCCAGCACAGAGGCAACUGGUGGUGCUACUCGGGCUCCAUGAACAGUAGGAACAACAGCUGGGACACCGUCAACACUGUUCUCCCAGAAGACCCCGAGGUCGCCGAUAUCUUUUCGAAGUGCCCUAAGCUGCCGGAUCUAGAGGAAUACCCUUGGACUGAUGAAGACAUCGCAAAAAUCCUCCGAAAAGGGAAGGGAGAUGGCAAGGGCAGGAGCUUUUCUCAGGAAGCCGUCCGGCGGCUCUCGCAGCUGCUGAGACGGGCGCUGAUCAGGGUGUCCAGGGAAGCCCAGCGCCUCAGCGUGAUGCACUCCAAGUGCACCCGCUUCGAGGUGCAGAGCGCGGUCAAGCUCAUCCAGAGCUGGUCCUUGUCGGAAAGCUGCGUCUUGGCCACCGUCAAGGCUCUGUCUCUGUACAGCAUGAGCGCCGGGGACGGGCUGAGGAAAGGGAAAUCGGCGCGGUGCGGCCUCACCUUUUCGGUGGGGAGGUUUUUCAGGUGGAUGGUGGACACGAGGAUCUCGGUUAGGAUCCAUGAAUACGCGGCCAUCUCUUUAACCGCGUGUAUGGAGAACCUUGUAGAAGAGAUUAAGGCUCGGGUUUUGGCAAGCCAGAGCCCGGAUGGUGGAGGAGGGGAGAUCUCGGCUGAAAUCCUGGAGAUGGUAAUCAACAACGAUGCUGAACUUUGGGGAGUGUUGCAGCCUUAUGAGCAUCUCAUCUGUGGGAAAAAUGCGAAUGGUGUGCUGUCUCUACCUGCCUAUUUCAGCCCAUACAACGACGGCUCCAUUUGCAGCGAUGGACGGGCCGAUGCUUAUGCCCAGCUGGAGCUCCGAACCUUAGAGCAAUCCCUGCUGGCAACUUGUGUAGGAAGCAUCUCGGAGCUGAGUGAUCUGGUGUCCCGAGCCAUGCACCACAUGCAGUGUUUGAACACCGUCCGCCCCGGGAUGAGCCCCGUCCGGCAAACACGGCAGCAACAGCCCAUCUCCUGGUCCCCCGAUGCUCUCCACACCCUCUACUAUUUCCUCCGCUGUCCGCAGAUGGAGUCCAUGGAGAACCCCAACCUCGACCCGCCGAGAAUGACCCUCAACAAUGAACGCCCCUUCAUGCUCCUGCCGCCGCUGAUGGAGUGGAUGAGAGUGGCCAUCACGUACGCUGAGCACCGGCGCAGUUUGACUGUGGACAGUGAUGAUAUCAGGCAGACGGCCCGACUGCUCCUCCCCGGGCUGGACUGCGAGCCCCGGCAGCUCAAACCUGAAUGCUGCUUCAGUUCCUUCCGGAGACUGGAUGCUAAGGCUGCUACUGAAAAAUUCCAGCAGGAUCUGGGGUUCCGAAUGCUGAACUGCGGAAGGACAGACCUGAUCAACCAAGCAAUUGAUGCACUGGGACCUGACGGGGUCAACACUAUGGAUGAUCAGGGUAUGACCCCGCUCAUGUACGCCUGCGCCGCUGGGGAUGAGGCCAUGGUCCAAAUGCUCAUAGACGCUGGAGCAAAUUUAGAUAUACCGGUCCCCGGCGCGUCCCCGCGACACCCCUCGGUGCACCCCGACAGCCGGCACUGGACGGCUCUCACCUUCGCCGUGUUACACGGGCACAUCUCGGUUGUCCAGCUGCUCCUGGACGCCGGUGCCCACGUCGAGGGCUCUGCCGUGAACAGCGGAGAGGACAACUACGCCGAGACCCCUCUGCAGCUGGCGUCGGCAGCGGGGAACUACGAGCUGGUGAGCUUACUGCUGAGCAGGGGCGCGGAUCCGCUCCUGAGCAUGUUGGAAGUCAACGGCGUCUCCUCAUCGCUGCAUGAAGACAUGAACUGCUUCAGUCACUCUGCUGCACACGGGCACAGGAACGUUCUGCGCAAGCUCCUGACGCAGCCACAGCAACUGAAGGGAGAUGUCCUGUCCCUGGAGGAGAUUUUGGCCGAGGGGGUGGAGAGCGACACCUCCAGCCAGGGCAGCUCCAGCGAGGGCCAAGUCCGGCUUUGUAAAACACGAAUGAAGGCUUUGCAGGAGGCCAUGUACUACAGCGCUGAGCACGGCUACGUGGACAUCACCAUGGAGCUCAGGGCGCUCGGAGUCCCGUGGAAGCUCCACGUGUGGAUCGAGUCUCUCCGGACAACCUUCUACCAGUCCCGUUACUCGGUCGUGCAGACCCUCUUACGGGAAUUCGUCACCAUUAAGGAAGAGGACUACAAUGAAGAACUGGUUAACGAAGGGUUGCAGCUCAUGUUUGAUAUCCUCAAAACCAGCAAGAACGAUUCCAUCAAUCAGCAGCUCGCGUCCAUCUUCACCCACUGCUACGGCAGCAGCCCCAUCCCCAGCAUUCCCGAGAUCCGAAAGACACUCCCGGCUCGGCUGGAUCCUCACUUUCUAAACAAUAAAGAAAUGUCUGAUGUAACUUUCUUGGUAGAAGGAAAGCUGUUCUAUGCACACAAAGUCCUGCUGGUUACUGCGUCUAACAGGUUUAAGACGCUGAUGACCAAUAAAACAGAACACGACAGCCAUGGCAGCAAGACGGUUGAAAUCAGCGAUAUGAAAUACAAUAUUUUCAAGAUGCUGAUGCAGUAUUUAUACUACGGAGGAACAGAAUCCAUGGAAAUUCCCACCACCGAUAUCUUAGAGCUGUUAUCGGCCGCCAGCCUGUUCCAACUGGACGGCCUCCAGCGACACUGUGAAAUCCUCUGCGCCCAGACCAUCAGCUUGGAGAACUCCGUUCACAUCUAUAAAUACGCAAAGAUUCACAACGCUCCCGAACUGGCCUCUUUUUGCGAAGGCUUCUUCCUGAAGCACAUGAGCUCUCUGCUGGAGCAGGACUCGUUCAGACAGCUCAUCUCCAGCAGGACCAGCAAAGUGCAGGGCCUGGACCCGCUGCGGGACUUGCAGACGGCGCUGGCCGGCCGCCUGCACUCCGUGUACGUCACCUCCCGCGUGUGACGGGGACGCGGCGCCCACGGGAGCUCAAACCGCACGGGGACGCGUGCUCAGGAAAAGGCGCCGCUUUCCCGUUCGCCUUCUGGAUCACCAAGGGACCGAGGCCAAGGGCGCCUCGUCCCGCCGAGGGGGGGCAGCUGGCUUGUCUGUGCCACUACUGUCACAGAAACACUGUCACGUGAGAACUGAGGACGCGAAGAACCCGAAGGGAAGAUCAGCGCUGCCAUUUAAACCAGCACAACACAGGGCUGGAGAGAAGCGAGGCGACUUACCCAGCCCCAGCGCCUCGCGUAGCUGCGUCUGUCCCCACACGAUGGGUGUUUUACCUGUAAAAAGGCUGCACGGGAGGAGUUUUCUAAUCCUGUCUGAACACAAAGGCUGAUGCACACACUACUUCACUAUAAACACCAGUGUCUAUACGUUGAAAGAGACUCCGACAUGUUUUCCCCCCAAACUGUUUGCACCUUGAGAGAGAGAGAGAUUUUGUAGAUGUUCAAAGCUGAGUAGAAACUAAUACUAACUCUGAAAUUACUCUUUAAGCCUAAUAUGAAGAACUGAGUUGGGAGGGGGAAAUUGGGGGGUGUUUUUGCAUUUUUUAAAUACGGUUUCACUGUUGUUAAUAUGGAUUCAUCUUUGAGAAGGAAAAAAUAGACUGUCUGCCCUUUCAUUAUCAAGGUUUGAUAGUCUCAAUCACUUCCACCUUAAACACUUGUUUCUGAAUGUUACCUGUGAGACCUGACACCAUAGAAGAUGCUUUCUAAAAGCCUCAGGUGUAGUAGGAGCUACCACCAUGCUGAGAAACUGUCCAAAAGCAUAAAGAGCAAUAAAAGUCUCCCUAACACCCUGAAGAACAUAGAGCAUGGUGGUUUGUUCCCUCUCUGGAGCAAGGUGGGAUCAGAAGCUCUGGCUUCUGGUCUUGGUUUCCACAGCCUCAUCCACAGAGUGAUGUUGUUUUCCAUGGAAUGGUGUUGUUUUCCAUGGAAUGAUGUUGUUUUCCACAGACCUGCUACCUCAGUGGGUAGGCUGCGGUCUAACACUUAGGCGGCAGCACGCACUUAAACCUUUAAGAUGCCUCUACUCAAAACGCCCAAGAUUCACAUCAGCCAGAUGUGCAGACAGAUGUUUCUGGUCCAAAAGGCCUCACUGUAGUCUUUUAGACUUAAAACUAAAAAGAGACAGUUCUAUCUACAGUUUAGUUUCUGGGAGCGAUGUUUUUGCGUGUGGGUUUGGGUUUUAAUUUUAAAUAAGCCCGACCUUAGGAAGGCAGGUGUGUAAAACCACAGACCUUGCUCUUACCAAUAGCUUUAAGACAGACCUUCAGGUAACCCCCCAGACCUUUGUUAGCGACCCCCAAAACAUUUGCUAAGCAUUUCACUGGUCAUAGGUGGGUGCAGGAGAAGCAGCAGCCGGGUUUUCAGUGAACUGCCGCUCCUUAGAAAUUCAACUAUUAAUGGCGUAACUAAAGGAGGAGGCUCAGCCCAAGCUCCUGAGAGCAACAUAGACACGGUUUAUGUAGAUUUAGGGAAGAACACACUCCAGCACCUCCCAACAAACCCAGCAAAGUCUGACAUUGCCUCAUUCCUAAGGGAUUUACACCAGAAACAAACUGCAGGCAGGGAUGAAAACGCUCCGUGCAGGCUCAGGAAUCGAUAGACACGUUGGUCCUGGCACAGUCUAGUUUAUCCUUUAGGUCUGCAGCCACUUCUGAACAUCACCAGCUUCAAUAACCCUAUUUAUUAUCAGAAAGCCAUGCGGGGGGUUCAACAUUCUCAUCAGCCCAGCCUGAAAAAUACCACAAAAGGCUUUAUCUUGGAAAGUAUUUUCAAGUAGCUGCUCCAGCUACCUGUACAAAUAUGUAGGUCCUCUUUUUUGUUGCUGUAAUAUUACAAUGCUUUGUUAAUUGUACAUUAAUUGUUGUCAUGUAUGUAAAUGUACCAGGAUUUUAUUAACAACAACAUUUUAAAAUACACA